CUUUUUCAAACAGUCACGACAUAAGUGCUAUAUAAGAGAGAUAGGUUUACUUGUUUUCCAUCUCUAUUGUUCAACGAUAGACAUUCCCACCUGCAGAUACUAGCGCCGGACGUUCCUUGUUGAAGUUCACCAUGAGGCUGUACCUUUUGAUAGGACUCUUACUGGCCGUUGUAGCCAUGAUGGUCCAGGAGGGAGACAGUUGGCCCAGGAUUCGCAUCAGGCUUCCACGAAUUCGUAUUCGCGUAAGAAGAGUCCUGGGGCGUGUAGUCAACUUUUGCAAGUCCCACCCAAUCACUUGUUACAAAGUGGGGAAAGCGGCAGUAGUCGCCGUUGGUGACGAAAAUAAACUGCAGGUUAUGAUGAAUGAUCAGGACGGGGACGGCAAGAUGACUCUGCAUGAGAUGGAAGAUGAGGAUCUGUUUGAGGAGCUCGACGCGAACGACGACGGAUUCGUUGACCAAAAAGAGCUGGACAAUCUCCAGGAACAUUUUAAUAUGAUAACAGCUCUGACCCAGGGUCAGUCCUCGGAUGAUGACCAGCUGGACGAUGAGCUGGACGAGAAAGAACUCGCUGAACUUAAAGAUCUGCUCAGCAAUCAGCCUUAAAAGAUACUGAAAGGAGAUUCAAGUCUGUCAUUUUAUUAAAUGAGAUUUAUUUCUGUCAUUUGACGUCUUUGGACAUUGAGAUUGCUGUAAACCAGACGCAUUCUGACACUGGAAAUAAAUCAUAUGAUUUCAUC
Lingula anatina is the source of this 739-nucleotide messenger RNA. RefSeq lists its product as uncharacterized. The record is from RefSeq and is a predicted model, not a curated record. Gene Ontology annotation, molecular function: calcium ion binding. Lineage: Eukaryota; Metazoa; Brachiopoda; Lingulata; Lingulida; Lingulidae.